AUGGGAGCCUCACCUCGCAACCUCACCAAAUCGUUCUACGAACAACUUCGAUCUCGAGACGAUGACCUUCCCGACGACCUCGAAGCCGGGCAAAUGCGAGCGCUCGACGAAGAAAAUCUAAAGCAUGAAUUUCGAGACGUGCAAUUCGACAAAACCAAAACUCAGGAAAGUCGCACAACAGUAGCAAGCAGGAUGGCCGAACGCGGCCCGAAAAUCGGUUCCCCCUCAUCGAAAGGACAGUACAAGAGUAAACAACUACCAACUACGUGGGCAGCUGACGAUGAAGACCCGGAUGAAGAUGUUCCAGCUUCCCUUCUAGUUGAGAACAAUGAUGAGCCAAUUCAACGGUUAGAAUCCAUGUCGAGAGCGACUGCUCAGGGUGCAAAGGAAUCUAUCCCUUGGAGGGCAUCACCACCUGGGGCACACACAGCCCAGUGGGAGACUGUCAAACGGCAGCAUCGAUUGUACCGAGAUGAUGCUAUUAAAACCUUCCAACUUCAUUCUAUGGUUUCAGGAACUCGGCUUGGAGGUAGGCGGGAGCGCGCGCUGUGGAGAUGGGUAAACACGUCCAGCUUAGACAGCUUCAUGAGAGAUGUUUAUGAUUACUACGAAGGGGGAGGGAUGUGGUGCAUUCUCUGUUCGAACGCGCUAUGGCUUCUGGAAACUUUGUUCGUCGCAAUCCUUCUCACGUUUCUCAGCCAAUGUGUGGACUACGGGAAAGUGCCGAAGAGCAAGUCUCUUGAGCAGGUAAUUGUCCCGCAAUGUACUCGAAAAAUGUCGGGCUUCUGGAACCUCGGAAUAUGGCUUUACUCGUUUUUCUUCAUAUGGAAAUCUGUUCAAUAUUUCUUCGAAAUACGCCGCCUGAUACAUAUCCGAGAGUUUUAUAUUUGUUUACUGGAAAUUCCCGAACAGGACAUGCAGACUGUGUCUUGGCAAGACAUUGUUGCCAGAAUUAUGGCCUUACGAGAUCAAAACCCCAAGACGGCAGCAAAUAUACCAGCAAAGCUACGACGCUUCAUGGGCAGUCAGUCAAAGGAGAGGCUGGACGCUCACGAUAUCGCAAACAGACUUAUGCGGAAAGAGAAUUACCUCAUUGCCAUGAUAAACAAGGAUGUGUUGAACCUCUCCCUGCCGAUUCCCUUCCUGCAUGGCAGGCAGCUCUUCUCCAAGACCAUGGAGUGGUACUUACAUUACGGUAUUCUUGACAUGGCUUUCAAUGAACUCGGUCAAGUGCAGCAAGAUUUCCUCCGGGCUGACCGUCGAAGAGUCUUGAGUGAGAAAUUGCGACAGAGACUCUUCUUUGCAGGGGUAUUGAAUCUUGUUUUCGCCCCUGUCGUCCUUGCAUACGUUAUCAUUGUCUACUUUUUCACCUAUUACAACGAGUACCAAAAGGACCCGAAACUAGCCGCUGCGAGGAAAUAUACGGCCCUUGCCGAGUGGAAGUUUCGAGAAUUUAACGAACUACCGCACAUUUUUUUUGAGAGGCUGCACAUGUCUUUCCCAUUUGCAACACGAUAUGUGGAUCAGUUCCCGAAGAGGAUGACUGAAGAUGUAGCGAGAAGCGUAGCAUUCAUGUCAGGUGCCAUCACCGCCGUGCUAGCAGUGUGCACAGUGCUUGAUUCGGAGUUGUUUCUUGGCUUUGAAAUAACCAAGGACAGAACUGUGCUAUUCUACCUGGGCAUUUUUGGAGCAAUAUGGGCCAUGACUCGCGGCAUGGUCUCAGAAGAGGCUGCAGUCUUUAACCCCGAGUAUGCUCUGCGCAAUGUCAUCGAAUAUACGCACUACAUGCCCGAUCACUGGGAAGGUAGGCUGCACAGCUUCGAGGUGAAGAAGGAAUUUGCCGAGCUUUAUAAAAUGAAGGUCGUGAUUUUCUUGGAGGAAGUCAUGGGAAUCAUCACGACUCCAAUGCUCCUCUUAUUCGCUCUUCCAAAAUGCAGCGAUCAGAUUGUCGAUUUUUUCCGCGAGUUCACCAUUCAUGUUGAUGGGCUUGGGUAUGUUUGCUCUUUUGCAGUGUUUGAUUUCAAGAAGGGGGUGGGCAACGGCGGUAAAAGAGGCACUGCACUCGACAUUCGAGAGGAUUAUUACACCACGAAGCAUGGAAAAAUGGCAGCAUCAUAUUAUGGUUUUCUGGACAACUAUGUCAUCAAUCCACGGACGGGUAUUCCUGGUCAUCUGCCCCCCGGGGCGAGGCAGCAUUUCCGGCCGCCUCCCGCAUUUCCAAGUCUAAAUUCGCCAACAUUGGCAGCAGACUUGCAUAUGUCCCAAGUUGGACGACCCGAGGGACGGCGGGAGUUUUCCUACUCGCCUGGCGAUAAAUUAUCAGCGAAAGGGCCAUCGGGAAUAGUGCAACCGUCACCGAUGGCAUCGAUACUUUUGGAUCCACGUCAUCAUCCCCCAAGUGGUGGACGUGGCGCCAAAGGAUUGCCAAAGUCGCGCGCAUCUCGAUAUUUGCGACUCGGAGAGGGCAAAAUCACUGAAGAGACUGGACAGAUCAUGCCGAGGGACAUACAUCCCAAAACAGACGAUGAAUUCGAAGAUGAUGCUGACGACGGUGAAGGGAUCCUAGGCGAGUCCGUAUGGGAGACAUCGCCGGCCAAAGGGUUAAGUCGCGAGAAUAGUUCAGCGAAUACCGCUGAGCCGGAUGCAGGCGUCUUGGGGCUGAUCUACCAGUUGCGGCAGACGCAGCACGGUCGUCGCGGCAGCAGCAUGGUUUAG
Beauveria bassiana ARSEF 2860 is the source of this 2715-nucleotide messenger RNA. RefSeq names its product autophagy protein Apg9. Gene Ontology annotation, biological process: autophagy of mitochondrion; protein localization to phagophore assembly site. The transcript has 3 exons. Gene Ontology annotation, cellular component: phagophore assembly site; autophagosome. The coding region runs from base 1 to 2715 and encodes 904 amino acids. The record is from RefSeq and is a predicted model, not a curated record. Lineage: Eukaryota; Fungi; Ascomycota; Sordariomycetes; Hypocreales; Cordycipitaceae.